GGGGCACUUUGGGGUGCUGAGAUCUGAAGUCAGAGCCACCCGGAGCAGGGCAACCACUCGGGCCGACCUAGCGGACGACACAGGAGCGGAGCUAGCGGCCAGACUGGGAGAGCCGGGCCUGGAAGCGGUGGCUGCUGAGCACAACUUUGCAGUGUUGUUCCCUCUGCUGCUCCGGCCGGGUACUUCUCCGGAGUAGCUGGGUAGCUGGGACCGGAGUGCGCCAGCGACUAGCGCGCCGCGCAAGGAAAGAUGAUGAUGAUGUCCCUGAACAGCAAGCAGGCGUUCAGCAUGCCUCACGCAGGCAGCCUGCACGUGGAGCCCAAGUACUCGGCGCUGCACAGUGCCUCCCCGGGCUCCUCUGCGCCCGCGGCGCCCUCGGCCAGUUCCCCUAGCAGCUCCAGCAACGCUGGAGGCGGCGGCGGUGGCGGCGGAGGUGGCGGCGGCGGCGGCCGGAGCAGCAGUUCCAGCAGCAGCGGUAGCGGCGGCGGUGGCGGCGGCGGGGGCUCGGAGGCGAUGCGGAGAGCUUGUCUUCCAACCCCACCGAGCAAUAUAUUCGGCGGGCUGGAUGAGAGUCUGCUGGCCCGUGCCGAGGCUCUGGCCGCCGUGGACAUCGUCUCCCAGAGUAAGAGCCACCACCACCAUCCGCCCCACCACAGCCCCUUCAAGCCGGACGCCACUUACCACACCAUGAACACCAUCCCGUGCACGUCGGCAGCCUCCUCUUCUUCUGUGCCCAUCUCGCACCCGUCCGCUCUGGCUGGCACCCACCACCACCACCACCACCACCAUCACCACCAUCACCAGCCGCACCAGGCGCUGGAGGGCGAGCUGCUUGAGCACCUGAGCCCCGGGCUGGCCCUGGGAGCUAUGGCGGGCCCCGACGGCACGGUGGUGUCCACUCCGACUCACGCACCGCACAUGGCCACCAUGAACCCCAUGCACCAAGCAGCCCUGAGCAUGGCCCACGCGCACGGGCUUCCCUCGCACAUGGGCUGCAUGAGCGACGUGGAUGCAGACCCGCGGGACCUGGAGGCGUUCGCCGAGCGCUUCAAGCAGCGACGCAUCAAGCUGGGAGUGACCCAGGCAGAUGUGGGCUCCGCGCUGGCCAACCUCAAGAUCCCGGGCGUGGGCUCGCUCAGCCAGAGCACCAUCUGCAGGUUUGAGUCUCUCACGCUGUCACACAACAACAUGAUCGCGCUCAAGCCCAUCCUGCAGGCGUGGCUGGAGGAAGCAGAGAAAUCCCACCGCGAGAAGCUCACUAAGCCGGAGCUCUUCAAUGGCGCGGAGAAGAAGCGCAAGCGCACAUCCAUCGCGGCCCCCGAGAAACGCUCGCUGGAAGCCUAUUUCGCCAUCCAGCCAAGGCCCUCCUCGGAGAAGAUCGCGGCCAUCGCCGAAAAGCUUGAUCUCAAGAAAAAUGUGGUGCGCGUCUGGUUCUGCAACCAGAGGCAGAAACAGAAGAGAAUGAAAUACUCUGCCGGCAUUUAGGGACCCUUCUCCAUGGAUGGCCCUUUCCCUUCGCCCUCUUUUUUUCUAACCCCCCUCUUGUCUUUCCUGCCUCUUUCCUUUCUACUUUGGCUAUCAGAAAACAAUUCCGGUAAAUGUGAACCCAGACCAAGCCAGGAGCAAAGAAGCAAGCAGCUGAGCCCAAAUCAGAGAGAUUGUGAACCGGUUUCGCAAAGUGAAGAAAAACCAAAACCACAAACAACACAACACGAAAAGGAAUUUGUCAAGUUAUAGCAGAGCUGUCCCCUUUAACUGCACCUCAGCUGCUCGGCUUCGUCAGAGAAAGCGUGGAGCUGACUGUCAACAGGAUGGCAGAGGGAAAAGCCUUUGAGAACCCUGCAAGAAUGAGCAAGUAAGAUUUGCUUUUGUUCUUACAGACGUCACCUUGUUCACCUUUAAAAGUACACUUUGCAGCUAUUUUUCAGAAAUAGAAAUUGAUUCAGAACUGAAACUCGAAGCUAGAGUUGAUGCUUAAUGUGAUAUGAUAGAGACAUCUCUAAAGUAUUUUGAAUUAAAAAAAGAUGGCAGAUUUUCUGCAUUUACACUGUAUAUUAUAUAUAUAUUUUUAUUGUGGUUCUUAUGCUUACUUCCUUCUCUGAAGUGUUAACUCUUAGGGAAGGAGUCGCGCCUGCUGUGUUCACUGAUCUUGACAGCUAUUAUUAGAUUAUUGCCGUACAACCCUCUGUAAAUUAUUAAUUUAUCUCUCUGGCAACUUAAUUUUGUGCACAUCCUAAUUAAUUAAACUUCUUUAGUCUGAAAAAAUAAAACCGGCCGAUAUGUAUAGCUAGUGAUGCUCAAAACAUUUCUUUCUUUCUUUUUUUCUUUUUGGUCUGAUGCGUUUCCUGGAGUUUUACAGCUUCCCACUUAGACUGUGUUCGCUUUGGCCUAGUUGUAUAUUCUCACUUUGAAUGAAGAUUGUUUCUUCCCUUUGUUUUUGACUGGUAGUGUUCUAAUUUGUGAGCUGACACUCUAUAAUUGAUGUCUUAACCGUGUAGACCAGAUUCACUGUCCGAAGUCUUGUUUACUUCCUUACAUAUUUAAUGGGGAUUCCCACAUCGUCUCCACAGCACACGUGCUCUCUCACUCACCUUACAUGCCUACACACAGACACGCGUACACACCUCUAACAGAGGAGAAGGAGCAGUUGGAUGUACCAACGAUGAGCACUGUAUACUUCCCCAGCCUUAGGUGCGUUCUCCAUUUGGUGCUUACUCUGCUGGAUUCUAAGAUUUCAUCAAGGUAUUUCCAUCUCCCAGUUUUCGAUUGCUUUGUUGCUACAUUUUGACCGUUAUAGGGAAUCCUUCAGUUUUUUCCUUUUAGGAGGUUUGUUUGUAGGGGGAAAUUUUUGGAACUAUAAGAAAGACAGUGCACUGCUUGUAAAUUCACAGUAUUUGGUAGAAUCCUUUUGGAGCACACACACAAAUAGGUACAAAGUGACUGGUACCUUAUCUAUUGUAAAUAUUUCAUUCAAAAUGAUGCACAUAUGAAUAUAUUCUUACAGAAUUUGCUGUAAUUGCUGACCCAUUUGAGGCUCUCCAAAGUUCUGAGUUCUGUAUAUGACCUCGUUUCUUGUUUUUGUUAAUGGAUUAUUUACUAUAGUAAUGUAUUAAGUUAUUUUGAGUGUUGUUUCAUUGUCUUUCAUUGAAGAGAUGAUUUUAAUGUUUUACUGGCAAAGUAUGCUGCUUUUUCAUUAAAAUAUGCUAUUAAUAUUAAAUGACUUUUAAAACGUG
Mus pahari (shrew mouse) is the source of this 3233-nucleotide messenger RNA. It is a transcript of the gene Pou4f2, whose product is annotated as POU class 4 homeobox 2. The record is from RefSeq and is a predicted model, not a curated record. Bases 250 to 1485 code for a protein of 411 amino acids. Gene Ontology annotation, biological process: regulation of transcription by RNA polymerase II. The transcript has 2 exons. Gene Ontology annotation, molecular function: DNA-binding transcription factor activity, RNA polymerase II-specific; RNA polymerase II cis-regulatory region sequence-specific DNA binding. NCBI's taxonomy places the organism in Eukaryota, Metazoa, Chordata, Mammalia, Rodentia, Muridae.